This is a messenger RNA of Vicia villosa (hairy vetch), 462 nucleotides long. RefSeq lists its product as uncharacterized. Lineage: Eukaryota; Viridiplantae; Streptophyta; Magnoliopsida; Fabales; Fabaceae. Bases 1 to 462 code for a protein of 153 amino acids. The record is from RefSeq and is a predicted model, not a curated record. The transcript has a single exon.
AUGGCGCAUCCCGAAAACAUUGCCAGAGAUGAGUUAGAAGUUCUAGAAGAGGUCAACGUAGAUUCUAAGUCUAAAAAGCCGAUUAACGAUGUAAAAAUGAUUGUCAUUGCGGUGGAUGUUCAACCACAAUUUACAAAUGAAAUAACUUUCACUUGUCGUGAACAUUUGCUACAAUGGGUCCGAAAUGAAGCAAGUAAAUUUGGAUUUAGCGUUCUGAUAGCAAGGUCUGACAAUGGCACUAGUAGAAGGCAAACAUUUGUUGUGAUGAGAUGCGAGAGGGGUGGGAAGUAUGUUCCAACAAAUUGGAAGUUAAAACAUGAUGACACGGGAUUAAGAAAGUGUAUGUGUUCUUUUAAGUUGCGCGUAUCUUGUAGGGUUGAUGGCUUGUGGCGUUUUAGCGUCAUCUGCGAAAUUCAAAGUCACGCAUUGGAGGCCAAGCUACACGACCAUCCAAUUGUGUGA